AUGAAAUUUGCCAUGCAGCUUAGCACUGUCGUGCACUGUUGCCUCCUAUGGAGUGUAGUGACAGCCGCAGGACCACAACCGGCAUACUUCUCUGCUUAUGCCACAGUUGACGAGAGCACAUUUUACAUCCAGGGCGGAUCCAACAUCUCCAACUCCAGAAUCAUAUACGAUCAAUUCUACUCUCUUGACUUGACACAGAGCUGGAAUGUCACCAAUCCUCCAUGGUCCGCGCUUGCCGUUGGCCUCGUGCCUGCACGACUCAAGACCGUCUUUCAUUCGAUAUCGCUCUCCAGCAACCGCAAGACAUUGACGUUCUGGGACAUGUACAGUCUGUCGCCUUACUCUGCUAAUUACCACCUCGACACCAAUGCAUGGGAGCUUACGAGUGUGUUGACUAAACCGAGUUAUAUCCGUUAUUAUAUUUUAUUUUCAGCGCAUAAUGGAACCAAAAUGAUUCUCUUUGGAGGAACCUACAACAGCAGCGUCUACAUUGAUACCCUGUUUAUCCUUGACGUCACGACCUUGACAUGGAGUCAAGGAGGCAAGCAUAAGCCUCGAUCAGGAGCCGCUUGCUCAGUCUCCGGAGACUACCUUCUUGUCUGGGGUGGCACGUCGGUUGACAAUGCAGGAAUCCCUGCGACUCCUGAUGUAUACAACAUCAACACAGCUCAGUGGACAAACACGUUCAUCGCCAAAAUAAAACCAACACCAAAACCUACAACUACUACCACAACAACAACUCUACCUACAGGAACAGGAUCAGCAGGAGUUGAAAACCCGACAACAGGGGUAGAACCCCCUAGUGAGAGCAACAAAGCCGCAAUCAUUGGUGGCUCCGUCGGUGGUGGACUCUUUCUUCUCCUUUUGAUUGUCGGCGGGUUGUGCUUUUGGAGAAGGCGCCGCAAUACUGCCCAGCAGCAUCGAACCAAGGAGAUAGGGGAGGAGAAGCCACCUGCAAAGAAGUUUCAAGUUCGCAUUGUUCAACAGCCCGAGACAGGAUCGGCAGAAGAAUCCACAUUCUCUCCAAGUCGCCCCUUCAGAAUCACGCCCAGUAACUCUCACAGGAAAUCGAACAAGAAAGAGGGACAAGAGGCGGAUGAUGAACUCUCUUAUUAUUUCCACUCGCAUGGCGGGGCCCCAUCGCCUACUCGCAGUGAAGAGUCGUUUUCUUCGUCUGCCCCGUCGACAGCAACCUCAACCCUUGAGGACGAUUCCCACCACACCAACGUUACCAACACCACUCUGCUUCCUCAGCAUAUCAUCACACUCAAGCCAUCCCAACGUCAACGUUACCGCUAG
Linnemannia hyalina is the source of this 1299-nucleotide messenger RNA. Lineage: Eukaryota; Fungi; Mortierellomycota; Mortierellomycetes; Mortierellales; Mortierellaceae. The record is from the annotation of a GenBank genome assembly.